AUGGACUUUUACUCGCUAAAUCUCGCCGUCUUCGUGGCAGGCAACGGCUACCUGCUGUACCGGCAGUAUCAGCGCCAGCAAGACGAGGUCGUCGAGGAGCUCAAGCAGGAGGCUUCUGAUGCGGACUACGGCUCUGAUGGGGAGGCCGAGCACCAAGGCUCGCUCCUGGGAACCGACACCAAGGCUGCUGCCCGCCAGUUCCAGCUCGACUAUUUCCCCGUUUACGCCCUUGCGAUGGCGGCGGAUUGGCUACAGGGCCCUCACAUCUAUGCCAUUUACAAGUACGAGAAGAACAUACCCGAGAAGGUCGUUGCUGCGCUCUAUGCCGCUGGAUUUGUUUCUGGUGCCAUCUCCGCCUCCUUUGCCGGCGAGCUCGCUGAUCGAUACGGGCGUCGUCUCGCUUGCCUUACGUACUGCGUCACCUACAUCCUGACGUGCCUGACCAUGCUUUCCGAUAACCUCUUCAUUCUUUUUGUCGGUCGUUUUGCCGGCGGCAUCUCGACCACUCUCCUUUACAGCGUCUUCGAGGCAUGGUUGAUUACCGAGUACCACCAACGCGGCCUGUCCCAAAGCAAGCUCAAGCUGGGCGCCAUCUUCGGAAACAUGACCACCAUCAGCUCCAUUGUUGCGAUCCUGUCCGGCAUUAUUGGCGACAUCCUGGUCAACUUUCUCGGCGGUCGCGUCUGGCCGUUCAUGGCUAGCGCUGCGUGCUCUGGAGUGGCCAUCAUGCUCAUUCUCAAGUCAUGGAAGGAGAAUUACGGAGGCCUGCAGAAUAGCCAGUCAAGUUCUCUGGCCGAUGUCAAGAGUGGAAUUCAGUCAAUCUUGGCCAAUGCACGCGUCGUGGCCUUGGGUCUUACAUUGACCUUCUUCGAGGGUUCGAUGUACCUCUUCGUUUUCUUCUGGUCCGCAGCGCUGAAGAGCGCCAGAACCAAGGCUGGUUCAACGGAAGAACUGCCCUUCGGUCUCAUCUUUUCGAGUUUCAUGUGCUCCAUGAUGGCCGGGUCUGCGUUCUUCUCCCUCUACACCAAGACGCACACGAAGGAGACAACAUCCCUUAUCCUGAUGAUUGCGGUCCUCACCGUCAGCGGUUGCUUGUCAGGAGCCAUCUUGCUGGAACAGGAGCAGUUGCUGUUCUGGGCUCUCUGCAUGAUCGAGGCAUGCAUUGGAGCCUACUUCCCAAGCAUGUCGUUCUUGAAGAGCGAAGUUGUGGAGGACAGUACUCGCGGGCGUGUGUACAGUCUUCUGAGACUACCUCUCAACGUGUUUGUCGUCGUGGCGCACAGUCUUGACGAAGAGGGCGACGGUCAUCGCAACAUGGUCUUCAUCACCUGCGCGGCGUUGCUGUUGGCAUCCUUCUUUAUCAUCAAGAGGAGCUUCCUUGCCUAA
Messenger RNA from Colletotrichum siamense, 1386 nucleotides. It is a transcript of the gene Mfsd5-0, whose product is annotated as Molybdate-anion transporter. Gene Ontology annotation, biological process: molybdate ion transport. Bases 1 to 1386 code for a protein of 461 amino acids. Gene Ontology annotation, cellular component: membrane. The record is from RefSeq and is a predicted model, not a curated record. The transcript has 3 exons. NCBI's taxonomy places the organism in Eukaryota, Fungi, Ascomycota, Sordariomycetes, Glomerellales, Glomerellaceae. Gene Ontology annotation, molecular function: molybdate ion transmembrane transporter activity.